GAGUGCCAUGACAGAGAGAGGCUCCUCGCGCAUUACCACCGAGCCAUGCGCUUUAACGAGCAUUAGUACCGGGAGAGAUGAGGGACUGAAAGGAGCUAUGGCUCGGCAGCGUUAGGGAGUGAGGGUUGAAGGAAUACAGUGGAGACAGCGGCGGCGGGUCUCCCUAUCCUCAGCGAAGCGGAUUGAUAGAUGUUCAUUCCUCAAACCUUUUCGAACAUGCUUUAUUUUCAGCUGGUGAUCAUGGCGGGGACUGUCAUGCUGGCAUACUACUUCGAGUACACGGACACAUUCAACGUGCACGUCCAAGGGUUUUUCUGCUAUGACAAUGCCUACACGAAGCCCUACCUCGGACCGGAGGAGACCAGCGUGAUACCGCCGGUUAUACUAUACGCGGUGGUGGCAGGGGUCCCGACAUUAGUGAUCACUGUGACCGAGACCGUGCUGUUUCUGGUGCAGUACACGUCCAAGGAGUUCGACCGCUCGGAGAAGACCGUGCAGACGGGAGACUGCUGCUACCUCAACCCUCUGGUCCGACGCACCUUCCGCUUCCUCGGUGUUUACACGUUCGGCUUGUUCACCGUGGACAUCUUUGUCAACGCGGGCCAGGUGGUGACGGGGAACCUGGCGCCCUACUUCCUGACGGUGUGCAAGCCCAACUACACGGCGCUGGGCUGCCAGCAGGCGCUGCGCUACAUCAGCCACCAGGAGGCGUGCACGGGGGACAAGGAGGACAUCCUGCGCGCCCGCAAGACCUUCCCCUCCAAAGAGGCGGCGCUCAGCGUGUACGCGGCGCUCUACCUGGCGAUGUACAUAACGUGUACUGUGCGAGCCAAGGGGACUCGCCUGGCCAAACCCGUCCUGUCCCUGGGUCUCAUGUGUCUGGCCUUCCUCACGGGCCUCAACAGGGUGGCCGAGUACCGGAACCACUGGUCUGAUGUCAUCGCCGGUUUCAUCAUCGGAGUGUCAAUAGCUGCCUUUCUGGUGGUGUGUGUGGUGCAUAACUUCAAAGGGAAGCUGUUGCUGAAUGAAGACCCCCCACAGGAGAGCACGGCCAACCCUGCCAUGAUGAACAUGCCUGGUAGAGUAGAAAGCCCCCUGGAGAAAUACAUCGCCUCACAGAACCACAUCGCCUUCGCUGAGGUCACAUGACCUUGAGUCGGCUGUGUGGCAGACCCAUUGGACAUCGACACUCUUCACGGUCCAGUCGCGGUAGAGAAAGUCGAAUGCUAGCUCAUCCCGUCUGUCCAUCUGUCUCGUCCGCGUUGCUCGUCCGUCCAGUUCCUGUGUCCCUCCCCACGGCUGCUGUCCUGUAGAAAACCACGUCCUGUCCACUUGGGGACAAAGGCUUGCACUUCCUGGAUUUUACAGCACUUUCUUUUCCGACCUGAUGUUAUUGAAUUUAUGUCUACAAAAAAGAAGCUUGAAAUGUUAAAUACUGAUGUUUAGCACACACCAACAGAUAUGUUGUAAAGAUUAGAAGGCAUUGGCUGGAGAAAGAGAU
Molecule: messenger RNA, 1501 nt
Organism: Hypomesus transpacificus
Lineage: Eukaryota; Metazoa; Chordata; Actinopteri; Osmeriformes; Osmeridae
Product: phospholipid phosphatase-related protein type 5-like
Exons: 6
Coding region: 190-1149 (319 amino acids)
Biological process (GO): signal transduction; phospholipid metabolic process; phospholipid dephosphorylation
Molecular function (GO): phosphatidate phosphatase activity
Source: RefSeq, a predicted model, not a curated record